Messenger RNA from Rotaria sp. Silwood1, 327 nucleotides. The record is from the annotation of a GenBank genome assembly. NCBI's taxonomy places the organism in Eukaryota, Metazoa, Rotifera, Eurotatoria, Philodinida, Philodinidae.
AUGACGAAGGGUACACAAUCAUUCGGCAAACGUAAUUGCAAGACCCAUACAUUAUGCCGCCGAUGUGGUCGUUCAUCAUAUCAUUUGCAACGACAACGUUGUGCUGCUUGUGGAUUUCCAUCAGCUAAAACACGUAAAUAUCAAUGGAGUGAAAAAGCUCGUCGACGAAAAACAACAGGCACCGGUCGUAUGAGACAUUUAAAAGUGGUUUUUCGUCGAUUUCGAAAUGGUUUUCGUGAAGGAACUCUAGCCAAAUCACGUAAAGGACAACGACAAGCUGCUGGUGCAACAACAACAACAACUGCACCAGCUACAACAAACAAAUAA